CAGAAACGGUAUUCAAUAAGUUGUUUAUUAUUAUUUGUGCAUAGUCCCUGCUUAAUUGUUAUAUUUCGAUUACUGGAAAGUUGUUUUAUUUGAUUCAAUAAAUUCUUUCUUUGCUCAGUUUGAUUGAAAUAUCGGAGGAAUAUUUUUUUAAAACUAGCUCUUAAGAAACUCAAAAUGAAAACUAUGAAAGAUGCAAGAUAUUUAAUCAACAGAAAGCAACUAAAAAGGCCAACAAACAUGAUAAGAAAGGCACCUCGUGGGGUAAUGGAUGCCCGAAGUAUUCUUAACUCAAAACACAAGUCUAGACCAAUGAAUCGUGCAGGUGUUAAUGUUCAAGGAUCAUUUUCUUCCACAAAAAGAUCAAUUCCUUCAAAUGCUAGUACUUCCCAAGUUGCACCUCCUGAAAAACGUGUGAAAGUGGCAAGAGAUGGAAAUAUUGUGAUCACUGCAAAGUCAAAAGAGGUCUUUCCACACUCUGUUCCUCGGUGGUCCCCUGCUGAUGUUGAAACAACCAAUGUGGAAAAUCUGGGUAUUGAUGAUGUUCUUGACAUGGAUUCUCUACCAUCUACUCUCAUUGGAAUGAAUAAAGCACUUCCAAGUAAUAGAAGUCUUGCAGAAGAGAUUGUUGACAUGCAGGAUACAAUGAUAGCAGAUCAGGUUUCAACUCUGCAACAACAACCUUCUAUGUGUGUCUACGUCUCUAACUUGCAUGCAUCAGUGUCUAAGCAAGACAUUGUGGAGCUGUUUGGUGAUAUUGGAUUAAUCAAGCGUGUUGAAAUGACUCAACCAGGGGUUGCUCUUGUUGAAUUCUUUGAUUCAAAUGAUGCUAUCAAAGCCUGUGAGCUUUAUCAUCAAAGAUUAUUAGAUGGUCAGCCAAUGAUGUGCCAAGUUCAACCAUCCAAGCGAUCAUCACUCAUUUCUCAAAGACUAGGUGAGAGGGUGGAUCCACGUCCUUCACUUGUCAAUUCCAGGUCCAUUCAUAAUCCUCAAAAUGUGCGCUUCACCGUAAAGCUCUCCUGAACUCUCCCAUUUCUAUCAUUUAUCAUUUGCUUGUACAUUAUUUAAUAAUAAAUAGUUCAUAUCAUC
Messenger RNA from Parasteatoda tepidariorum (common house spider), 1086 nucleotides. RefSeq lists its product as uncharacterized. Gene Ontology annotation, molecular function: mRNA binding. Gene Ontology annotation, biological process: poly(A)+ mRNA export from nucleus. The record is from RefSeq and is a predicted model, not a curated record. NCBI's taxonomy places the organism in Eukaryota, Metazoa, Arthropoda, Arachnida, Araneae, Theridiidae. Gene Ontology annotation, cellular component: nucleus; nuclear speck.